GCGACCAUGGCGGCCAAUCUCAAAGCUGAGUAGAUUCGAGGGUUUGCCCGAGACUGCUCGAUUGCCUCCUUUUCAGAUAGUCUUCACAAGAAUACGUCAUCAGAUAGCGUGCUGAUGCCGCGAGAACAAUGUAGUACAAGGAAACUCGAGUUAUCCGGAGUGUGGAAGACGAAAGUAUCAAUGAGACGAUCCAGUUCCGUAAUGAUCAUUCCUGAUAUCGCCCACCACCCCAUUCAGCUCGUCCAGCUCGUUCAGCUCGCUCUUUUCGCUCUCAGCUCUCAGUUCUCAGCGCAGCAACAGAACCCCGGAAUUUUUCCGCGGAAAGAUCUUCCCAGCGGGUACCUCAACCGGAAACGUAGAAGUCUUCACUUCAGCAUAGCCAGGCAUCCAAGAAGACAAGCCGAGUCAUCCCGGACCCGGGUGCCGCUGAAUAUAGCUCGUCUCAGUUACAUGCGUGCACACAUUGCAACGUCCAGUCAUCCCAGUCCUACUGCCGUGAACAUUUUUGAGAAGCCCUUCUUGACCGGUACGACCUUCCACUCGUUGCCUUGUAUCCCUCAUGACGACGCCCUGAGAUUAUGUUCGUCCCCAACCAACACCAUCUCGCCAUAACCUACCCCCGUGGACAUCACGGGGCAUCUCGAGGGAGACGAUACUGUUCAUCGCAAGGCAAAUUUGCACUUCCACAGCCUGCCAAUUACGAGAAAGCUCUAAACGUAAUCUCUGAAACAUGGUGUGCCUCGUGUAA
This is a messenger RNA of Parathielavia appendiculata, 748 nucleotides long. RefSeq lists its product as uncharacterized. Lineage: Eukaryota; Fungi; Ascomycota; Sordariomycetes; Sordariales; Chaetomiaceae. The transcript has a single exon. The record is from RefSeq and is a predicted model, not a curated record. Bases 115 to 612 code for a protein of 165 amino acids.